AUGAACGACAGUACAAAGCCCGAAUUCAGCGACGACAAUUCCAUGAGUUCGUCAUUGAUCACAGCCAAGAUGACGCUCUCUUCACCAAAGGAGGACAGCUAUCGCAGCCGACACUCAGCCACGGACUCGUCUAAUCGAAAGAUCGAUUCACAGAAGCAGCUAUUCGAUUCGACCGGGCCUUUGGUCACGGAAGACGCUUCGAGAGGCGCAGAGAGAGACCUACCAUGCGGUGAAGCUGGCGUGCAUAAGCUAGCCAUGGUGCUCAACGGACAGUUCACAUCCCCCGACUGCCACUCGCCGUUUGACCCCGAGAAGGAGGCCUUCCUGGAUCCCAACAGCCCGGACUUCAAAGCCCGCGACUGGGCCAAAGCCUUCUACAACGUCAGAUAUACUGCCGAGGGGGUCUCUCCACGGAGGGCCGGUAUUGCCUUUCACAACCUGAACGUUACCGGCUACGGGGCAGCGACCGACUACCAGAUGAGUCCCUGA
This is a messenger RNA of Penicillium concentricum, 489 nucleotides long. RefSeq lists its product as uncharacterized. The record is from RefSeq and is a predicted model, not a curated record. Bases 1 to 489 code for a protein of 162 amino acids. NCBI's taxonomy places the organism in Eukaryota, Fungi, Ascomycota, Eurotiomycetes, Eurotiales, Aspergillaceae. The transcript has 2 exons.